Ruditapes philippinarum (Manila clam) is the source of this 1351-nucleotide messenger RNA. Its product is annotated as sodium-dependent multivitamin transporter-like. Gene Ontology annotation, molecular function: symporter activity. The coding region runs from base 44 to 988 and encodes 314 amino acids. Gene Ontology annotation, cellular component: membrane. Gene Ontology annotation, biological process: transmembrane transport; sodium ion transport. The record is from RefSeq and is a predicted model, not a curated record. Lineage: Eukaryota; Metazoa; Mollusca; Bivalvia; Venerida; Veneridae. The transcript is spliced from 7 exons.
CCACUCAUACAGUAACCUUGUUUUCAUUUACAUAAUCAGUACGAUGUCCUCGUGCUUGAACGCAUUGUCAGCAGUCACGUGGGAAGAUAUUUUAAAGCCUAUAAUUGGUGAAAAAGUUACAGAAAGAGCAAAAACUUGGAUUAUUAAACUUUUAGUUGCUGUGUAUGGUGCGGCCGGAGUCGGGUUUGCAUUUAUGGCGAAAAAUCUCGGUGGUACAGUUUUACAGGCUUCAUUAAGUUUCACUGGCGCAGCUUCAGGGCCUCUACUUGGAAUAUUUCUACUAGGGGGCGUGUUUCCCUGGGCGAACGCGGCGGGUUGUGUUAUUGGCGGGUUCCUUGGUCUAGUACUACCAUUAUGGAUAAGUAUAGGGGCGUACAACCUGCCAUCUAGUGGUUACAGUCUCGAAUUUCCAACAGAUAACUGUACUAGUGAUGGUAUAGGACAAAACAUCACCAUGACAACUAAUACGUCAGAAGUUGCAGCAGCAGCAGCAGAACUAUCUGGCGUUGAUAUACUGUACACGGUGUCAUAUUUGUGGUAUCCAUCUAUAGGUGUGGCCACAGUGGUUAUAGUUGGUCUUGUUGUUAGUUUUGCAACUGCGCCGUAUUUCCCACAAGAAGAAGUUGACCCCAAAUACCUGAUCCCAUUUUUUGACAGAUUGUUUUGUUGCCUACCAGAAAGUUGGAGACAACCAUGUAGGUGUGGAUACAAAUUCCAAAGACCAGAGGACAUUAUGCAUGAACGUGAUCAGGAAAUCGUUGUCCAAAAUGGCGAGAUUGUAGACCGGAUGUCCGAGAAGAAACCUUUACCGGAACAGGAAGUGCAAGGAAAUGUCUCCUGCCUAGCAUACAAAAAAUCGGACACUUCACAAUUUGUCUAUAUAAAUGACUUAUCUCCUACAGGUCAUGCAUUUGUUCCGUACAAUGCAUACGACAGGGCACCGGAUGUUGGUGAAAUCCCUCCAAAAUAUGACAAUAUCAAUAUGUAAUGAACAGUCUUAACUUGUAAACAUUGCAACUUCAUACGCAAUUAUCCUUGGAUUCUGAUAUAUUAUUUUUACUAAUCCCAGAGACAUAAAUAGACAGACAUAUUUAAAGAAUGUGUCUUGUUAUUUGGUAACUGAUUGCCCUCUUUGUACCAUUUGAUUGACAGGUCUAAUCAGCCAACCAAGCGCCUUGUUAUAAGUACACUUUUUGCUAUGGUGGGCGUGGCCAAUAAGCAUCAGAAAAAUGUCAGUUCUGUGCAUUAUGCUACUUACUAGCUUAGAGACUUAGAUUUACCGCCCCUCCCACUUUCAAUGCUAUAUUGUAUAUGCGUGUAUAAAUAUAUAACACAAUUAAAUUUUGCAUUA